Dichomitus squalens LYAD-421 SS1 is the source of this 1311-nucleotide messenger RNA. RefSeq lists its product as uncharacterized. The transcript has 6 exons. Bases 1 to 1311 code for a protein of 436 amino acids. The record is from RefSeq and is a predicted model, not a curated record. Lineage: Eukaryota; Fungi; Basidiomycota; Agaricomycetes; Polyporales; Polyporaceae.
AUGCAUCCCAAGGCAGUCGUCUGCCAAGAUGUCGAGGUCAAAGGUGACAUCACCAUUGGUGCCGCCGGCCCCAUCGUCAUUGGCUCGGGCUGCAUCAUAGAGCGGGCAACCGCAACAGACGGCACGAUGUGCUCUGCCCGCUCCCUCUCUUCCUCCUCUAGCUCGGACAUUACUGAGCCCAUCUCUCCUCAGCCUCAGCAGUGUUUCUCCGGCAUGACCUUCCCCAUUGCUGAGAUCCUGGCCAACAAUGUUUUCUGUCUCCUCGACAACCACAAGGACGAUCGCAAGCGGAUCUCCGCCCGUGCCUUCGGUAACUGGAUCAAGGAUUUGCCCAAUCUCCUGGGCGAUCCGUGGACAUACUCGCAACAUCUCUAUUGCCUCUGCGCAGGGCCAUCGCCUUCCAUUCCUUACUCCUGCCGUCAUCUGUUCGGGACUCUGUCGUCGCUGGGGAGGGGUCCUGCGUUCGAGCACAAGCAUGGGAGUCCUAUCACGCUCUCGCCUGUUCCCGACGGCGAGACUGAGCAGGGGGGCGCUAUGGACUUCCUUCAUGACCAUCAUAACCAGCACGAUGCCGAAGCAGAGAUGGAGGGCAAGUCAGACGCUCGCACAAGCCUCUCAAGCAUUGGCCCGCGAGAUCCCCCGCACUUCGCGAUACUCGGCCACCACGCCAAUGCCCGCCACUCCCGACGUUCGUCCAGUACCGUAUUUUGUUUCUCUUGGUAUGGCAUUGCCGCUAAUCGCUCUUCCAUCCCUCCUUCUCUUACUUCUCUCGGUUCCUCCACCGGAUGGAUCUCCAAGAAGACGUCAAAGUGGAAGCUGUCCUUCGGGAAGAACAACGCCAACGCCACUGCUGGUGCAACGUCGUUGCUCGCAGCUGAAGAUGGCCCCAGCCUUCCUGACGUACCAAGUUCGGGUGGCAAGCAGAUGUCUGUGAUCGCAAGCAACGUCACGAAUCUACUCAUAAGCCUGAAUGCUCCUCCUGCACCUUCUGCCGCGUCACCGCAUGCUAUCCUCCCGAGCGAGACCGCGACCGCGACCGCGAAUUCGGGCCUUGGUGAAGAUGACGGUAUGCGCAUGGGGUCCCUCCUCCGGCUCUCCGUUCUGGUCGUCGCAAGCUCGCGGAAGUCCGAACGACGCUAUAGCGGACCCAACGGCAACACCGAGGACAAAAGAUCCGAGCACGGGAUCUCGCCGUCCAGCACCCGGAGCGGGCGACCGCUGGCGUCAAGCGCGAGUUCGAUGGCGUCCAGCAACUGGGGCAGCUUGGAGGGCGCUCGUUCUGCCACGAAUGGGUUCCUUGUCCUCCGCUAG